Molecule: messenger RNA, 1137 nt
Organism: Darwinula stevensoni
Lineage: Eukaryota; Metazoa; Arthropoda; Ostracoda; Podocopida; Darwinulidae
Source: the annotation of a GenBank genome assembly
AUGAAGCUCACUUUUCGCAUUGUUGUAGGAAAGAACUUUGGAUCCCAGGCUGUGACGUGGCGGUGUUGGGACCGAGAAUCUGUGUUCCUUACCCAAUCCACCAUGGAAUGCCCCCUUGAGGAAUUGAAGGAUCUUCAAUGUCUGAAAGGAUUCGAUAUCCCAAUUAUCUUGGUCUUCGUCUUCUGUUCAAAAAAUCCCAAGAUCUUCGAAGUCACUUCCUUACUCCGUUCCCUUUCCAUCUUCAGUACAAGGACAUUCCACGCAAUCGGAUUCGUGGACUCUGAGGCACGGGAAUAUUUAGAGAAGCACCUUCCGAGAUUGUUAAAUGUCGGAACUUAUGAACUGAGGGAUGUGAAAUUCCCCCAGGACCAAGUGAAUAAGAGCAUCCAUCACAAGCCCUGUGCUGCUCUCAGACUUUUCCUCCCGGAUCUCCUGCCCGAAUACGAUUCUGUGAUUUACGUGGACACCGACAUUAUCUUCUUGGCACCUUUGGAAGAACUCUGGGUGCAGUUUGAAACCAUGAGUCCCUGGUCCUUCAUCGGUGCUACUAAGGAACUGGAGGAUUUUGAAGGGUACAGCCAUUACAGGAAACCGAACACUCCCUUCCCGUUCUACGGGCCUACUGGCAUCAAUACAGGCGUUCUGCUGAUGAACCUUACCCGAAUGAGAUCACUGGGACCUGCCUGGUCGUCGGAAAUAAGCUCCAUAUAUGAAACGUUUAAGGGGCAGUUCACGCUUGGCGACCAAGACAUCCUCAACAUCUACUUUCAUCGACAUCCCCAUAAUAUCACGAUCAUCCCGUGCAGAUUUAACUACAGGGUGGACCACUGUCUCCUGAGAAAGGCUUGUAUCCCAUCGAAGAACGAAUGCUGGCACUUGAACUUAUGUGAAUCGGCAGAACGAGAGGGUGUUGCCGUGAUUCACGGCGCUCGAGGUGCCUUUCAUGACGUCGACGAAACACCAUUCACUGCAGCUGUGGAUUGGAUGUGGAAUUUGGAGGAAAGGGAGAGCGAUAAAAGGGCUUUUGUUCAAGACUGGGCGCGCAAGCUACACGCCGUAAAGGGAAGCGCCUGUGGACAUGUAUUUCAUAUAUUCCUCAAAGCAUUCCCUCCCUCCUGGUCACUUCUCAAUUACUGA